UGGGACUAGGACUCUCCAACCUCCUUCGUCUAAUUAACAAUGGCUUAGCCCUACUCCAUGCACAUGCAAGCAUCUCCAUCUAUAUCUCUAGCUAUUCGAUCUCUAUCUCUUUCUGAUCUUAUUCUUCUCCAUAUGAUCUGUUGCCAAUACAUAUAAUAAUUAUAAUUAUAUAAAUCUUAUAUCAUAGCUACAAUAGAGAGAUGGAAAGAAUGAGUUGUAGUACUCUGCGAGAUCUGGGCUGUGGAGGAAGCUUCUCCUUCAGCUGCUCCGACUCCGACUUAAACUUCUCCUCUGCCCUCUCCCAUUUCACCGACGAUGUCGGUGAUGAUGUUGUUGAAGAGGAUGAUGAUAGUGACGUCGACGAUGAAGAAUCAUACAUCGAAAUAGCACUGGAUCAACACCAUCCUAAAGCAAGCCAUGAUGAUGGUGAUGGAGACCGGUUAGACCAUGUCAAUUACUUGCGCAUAUCGUUUUCGUCAAGCUUUCCCUUCCCAGACUUCUCCAACCACACCACCAACCCUAAUACUCAAGACGACAGGAACAUCGUCUCCGAGACGACGACUACUGACCCAGCUGGAGCAGUAAAGCAGGCAGCAUCAUCUUCAUCAAUGACGUCAAUAUCAGCGUUGUCCACCUCAAUGGAAGACUUUAGAGGCUCUGAUCAUGAUGUUAGAUCCAAAAGGUCGAAAUUGCCGGCAGUCAACCGCCUAGUCAAUACGUUGUUCUUUAGUCUUUGGUCAUCGUCGGACGCCACCGCCAAGAAAGUUAGUGGUGCUCAGGACCAUUAUAAUAUUAGUCAUCCCCAAUUGCACGUGGACAACGAUGACUUCGUACAGAACAGGAAAGUAUCAAACAUAAAAACCACAGUCAAUGGCGGCAUCAUGAAGUUGCUUUUCAAGUUUCGAGCUAUGAAUCUUGGAACUCUGGUAGCUUCAUUUGUGAAACCCCGAAAAGUUGUUUGUCCUCCUGAUCAAGAGUACUGCCAUUUUAGUAACGGAGUACGCAAGAACAAGAAAUCAAAAGCUCAGUCGACUCUUCAGAAUCAGAAGCCCUUAGACAAAUUCUUUGUACAAAAGAAGCAGCAGGGAAAGGGUGUCAAGAUGGACUCUUCACGAGAGGUAGGAGGCGGUGAGAAAUCAAGAGUGUUGGAGAAAAACUUGAACUCAGUUAGAGGGGUUUUAGAAGCUAUAGGAAGUAGUAUGAGCACAGGCGUUAACCGCAAAGAAAGAAGAACGAGGAGCUGCCCAAGUUCUAUCAAGUCCUCUCCAAUUCAUAAAGAAUUUGCAGGUGAUCAGAGUAAAGUAUUUGCAAGAGAAACCUCAAUUCAGGCUGCAAUUGCCCAUUGUAAAAUUUCAUUUGAACAAAUAUCUUGAUUUUUGAUUAGCUUUUGAAUACCGAUGGGAGCUUUCCUCAUUUAGAUUCUGUCAUGGCAUCACCGAUAACGGAUCGUGAUUUAGUAGUAAAUGAAAAUUUCACUUUUUUUUUAUGCAUGGAGUAUAUAUUAGAGUA
Rosa chinensis is the source of this 1509-nucleotide messenger RNA. RefSeq lists its product as uncharacterized. Bases 201 to 1373 code for a protein of 390 amino acids. NCBI's taxonomy places the organism in Eukaryota, Viridiplantae, Streptophyta, Magnoliopsida, Rosales, Rosaceae. The record is from RefSeq and is a predicted model, not a curated record. The transcript has 2 exons.